CAUGUUCCCUGUACAACACAGUGCGCCUUCAAGAAUUGUAGAAAACGCAAUGUACUGCCGCCAUUGUUACCGUGUGGAGCUACGCAAAGUUCGCACCAAAUACAUUCGGUUUUAUCGUUACAGAUCGUCUUUAAAUGCAGAAUAACGUUACGGAAUUGACGCAGAAACUACUUAGAGCACUUGAUAAUAAGUAUAAUGUUACGGAUAUGGCCAUUGUUAUCGAAGUUAUUACCCAACUCGAAAAUAUAUCUAUCACGAAAGAGUUACUUGAGACCACCCGACUGGGAAAGCAUAUUAAUGAGUUGCGACGUAAAUGUAACGACGGAUCUUUGGCGAAGCGGUUAAAGGAGCUUCUGAAGAAAUGGCGCAGCAAAGUGCUUCCGACGCCGGCGACGCAGCCAAUAACGACGCCGCCUGUCGAUACGAAUGGGCAGCUAAAGGCAUCCGAGCAUCACCAGGUGCAGGAGAACAGGAAGCGCCUGGCCAAAGAGAUGGGUGGUAACAAUACGUCGAAAAGGGCGCGUAUCAACGGCAUCAACGAGUAUGACUAUUCGGACAACUCUAACUCCAGUUUCAAAGAUACCCUGACGACAAAGAACGUGAUACUGAUAAAUUCGGAUUCGAACUCGAGCAUACCGGACAUCAAAAACGAGCCGCUGCUGGAGGAACAACAGCCCAAGAAGAGGGGUAGGAAAAAAGGCUCGAAGAACCACAAGAGUCUGUUGGAUGAGGCGGAGACCUCCUUUAUGAGCAAGAUGGUGGUGUCACGGGGGAACGCCAAGGUGAAGACCACUCAGGAGCUCAUAGCAUCGCUGCAGAACAAGAGCACAUCGGCGCCGGCGCCGCCUGUAGCAUCCUCGACGACAUCGUCGCCAGCCAAGAAUCUGGAAGACUGGAACGAAAGAGCAGCGAAACUAACGGAGCGAGUCAGCUUCAUCGACCAGAAGCUAAACGCUAGUGCGAAUCGGAUAAAGAAAAAGACUAAAAACAAUCGGAAUGUGUUGGAGUCGGGCGUGGUGACGAACCACCAUACAAAAAUCGAGCAGAUCAGGCCCGAAUCGCCGGACGAGGAUGAGAUCGUCGUGGUCGACGAACCGGAGACGGCAACUGUCACCGCCCCUCAGCCGGAUCCCUCGCCAUUCAUGAUACCUACUACGAUGACGCCCUCCCUAUCGGAGGCGGAGGCUCUGAGCAGACUUCCUCCCAUCGACACCAGUUGCCUAUAUGACUAUGAGGAGGAGCCGUGCACGUGCAGCGUUGAACCCACGCCUAUAGAAGAUCCGGAUUGUUCGGCCCGCUCCCACCUCCAGCACCGUUACCGCCUCCUAGACGUCGACUCAGACCGAAUACAUGACCUACACUCGCAGUAUCAAGACGACGUAAACGGCAACUUCAGUUCGGAAAAGAAGCCCGACCUCGCGGACUCGGGCGAUAAAAUAGUGCCUACUUUUUAUGAAUUGUCGCCCAAACAAGUAGAUAGGAACAGUGUUUGUGAGAAUUUCAAAAAGUACAGUAUUUCAGAUAGUGCGGACGCCGUUGGCGGCGAGAGUAGUUCGAACGCAAGAACCGGCAUGUUUCGUGAGUACCACGAGGUGUUGGACCGACCCUCCUAUAAUGGGGACGUCCUCAGGAUUUUACCAUACGUUGUCAUAGAUUGAAAAGGUUUUUAUAUAUGUUAUAUAAAAAUAUUCUGUUUAGUUAUAUAUA
Molecule: messenger RNA, 1707 nt
Organism: Nicrophorus vespilloides
Lineage: Eukaryota; Metazoa; Arthropoda; Insecta; Coleoptera; Silphidae
Gene: MED26
Product: mediator of RNA polymerase II transcription subunit 26
Exons: 3
Coding region: 135-1658 (507 amino acids)
Biological process (GO): regulation of transcription by RNA polymerase II; positive regulation of gene expression
Cellular component (GO): mediator complex; nucleus; core mediator complex
Molecular function (GO): transcription coregulator activity
Source: RefSeq, a predicted model, not a curated record